This is a messenger RNA of Morus notabilis, 976 nucleotides long. Its product is annotated as 25.3 kDa vesicle transport protein. The record is from RefSeq and is a predicted model, not a curated record. Gene Ontology annotation, cellular component: Golgi membrane; SNARE complex; endoplasmic reticulum-Golgi intermediate compartment. Lineage: Eukaryota; Viridiplantae; Streptophyta; Magnoliopsida; Rosales; Moraceae. Gene Ontology annotation, biological process: endoplasmic reticulum to Golgi vesicle-mediated transport; retrograde vesicle-mediated transport, Golgi to endoplasmic reticulum; vesicle fusion with Golgi apparatus. The transcript has 5 exons. The coding region runs from base 1 to 687 and encodes 228 amino acids. Gene Ontology annotation, molecular function: SNAP receptor activity.
AUGGUAAAGCUAACAAUAGUUGGAAGGGUGAGUGAUGGGUUGCCUCUUGCACAUGGACCUAGGUACGUGAAUGAAGAGAAUGAAGGCUUCUCUUUUUACAAGCAACAAGGAGAGUUCAUACUCAAAGAAAUCUCGAGAGGAGCCUUGCAACAUUCCAAGACGAUCAUCCGUGUCGAUCACCAUUGUUUCUACUACCUGGUCGAGAAUGGAAUCACUUUCAUUACCUUGUCCGAGUCUUCAUAUCCAAGAAAACUAGCCUUCCAUUAUCUUCAAGAUUUGCAAAAGGAGUUUCAGAAGUUCGAUUCUAGUCUCAUAGAGAAAAUCAAAAGACCUUAUAGCUUUGUCCGAUUUGAUACUAUUAUCGGAAACGUUAGAAAGCAAUACAUUGAUACAAGAACACAAGCCAACCUUUCAAAGCUUAAUGCUAACAAUAGCAACCAACAUUUGGAUAUUGUCACAGAAAACCUGACAGAUAUCUUAGCAAGGAGGAGAAAUUCAGGUAAAAUAACAUCGUCAUCAUCAUCGCCGUCGUCAACUCCUCGUGCCUUUUCCUCAAUAUGGGGUUCCCCGCGCCUUGAGGUGAUUGCAGUUAAAUGGACGCCUAUCACGAUCAUACUUGUUGUAACGAUUGUUCUUUUAUGGGCCAGCUUGAUCAUGACAGAGAGCUUUGUGAUUUCAAGUCUUUAAUUGCUGAUUAAAAUUCAGCCUGGCCAAGUAUACUUGAUAAAUGACCAGUAUAUAUUUGUAUAUAUCAUGUGGUUCUUGUAGGUGAUCAUGAGGGUCUUUAGUGUGUCACCCCACAUGAACUAGCUAAUUAACUAGAUAAACAAAAUAUCAGAAUUGUACAGUUUAAAAAGAAAAAAAAGGUAUUGUGCAGAAGAUGAAAAGUUCUUAUCUUCUCACUAACUUAGACCAAAAUUGCCACCUAGAUUACUUCCUAAAUCUAGCAUUGCAAUUAUGUAUGUUAUUAUAUGGU